CGGAAGCGGAAAUAGAACUGGCGCCGCCAGAGUAGCCGCAACUGCCACCGCGAUGCCGAAGGGACCUAAGCAACAGCCGCCAGAGCCCGAGUGGAUCGGGGACGGGGAGAGCACGAGCCCCACAGACAGAGUGGUGAAAAAAGGAAAGAAGGACAAGAAGACCAAAAAAACGUUCUUUGAGGAGCUGGCAGUAGAAGAUAAGCAGGCGGAGAAAGAAGAGAAAGUGCUCAAGGAGAAGGAGCAGCAGCAGCAGCAGCAGCAAAAAAAAAAACGAGAUAGCCGGAAAGGCCGGCGGAAGAAGGAUGUGGAUGAUGAUGGAGAAGAGAAAGAGCUCAUGGAGCGCCUUAAGAAGCUCUCGGUGCCAGCCAGUGAUGAGGAGGAUGAGGUAUCUGCUCCGGUACCCCGCGGAGGGAAGAAGAGCAAGGGUGGGAAUGUUUUUGCAGCCCUGAUUCAGGAUCAGAGUGAGGAAGAGGAAGAAGAAAAACAUCCUCCCAAACCUGCCAAACUAGAGAAGAAUCGGAUCAAUAAGGCUGUGUCUGAAGAACAACAACCAGGACUCAAGGGCAAAAAGGGGAAGGAAGAGAAGUCUAAGGGGAAGGUAAAGCCUCAAAAUAAAUUUGCUGCUCUGGACAAUGAAGAAGAGGAAGAAGAAGAAGAAGAAAUAACCAAAGAAAAGGAGCCACCCAAACAAGGAAAGGAGAAAGCUAAGAAAGCAGAGCAGGGUUCAGAGGAAGAAGGAGAGGAGGAGGAGGAAGAGGGGGAGAGUAAGGCUGACGAUCCCUAUGCUCGCCUUAGUAAAAAGGAGAAGAAAAAGCGGAAGAAACAGAUAGAGUAUGAGCGUCAGGUGGCUUCAUUAAAAGCAGCUAAUGCUGCGGAGAAUGAUUUCUCCGUGUCGCAAGCAGAGAUGUCCUCCCGCCAAGCCAUGUUGGAGAAUGCAUCUGACAUCAAGCUGGAGAAAUUCAGCAUCUCUGCCCACGGCAAGGAGCUGUUCGUCAACGCAGACCUGUACAUUGUGGCAGGCCGCCGCUACGGGCUGGUGGGCCCCAAUGGCAAGGGCAAGACCACGCUCCUCAAACACAUCGCCAACCGGGCCUUGAGUAUCCCUCCCAACAUCGAUGUGCUGCUGUGUGAGCAGGAGGUGGUUGCAGAUGAGACGCCUGCGGUACAGGCUGUUCUUCGCGCUGACACCAAGCGGUUGAAGCUGCUGGAAGAGGAGCGUCGGCUUCAGGGGCAGCUGGAGCAGGGGGAUGACACAGCUGCCGAGAGACUGGAGAAGGUGUAUGAGGAAUUGCGGGCUACGGGAGCAGCUGCUGCAGAGGCCAAAGCCCGGCGCAUCCUGGCCGGUCUGGGUUUUGACCCGGAAAUGCAGAAUCGGCCCACACAGAAGUUCUCGGGGGGCUGGCGCAUGCGUGUCUCCCUGGCCAGGGCGUUGUUCAUGGAGCCCACACUGUUGAUGUUGGACGAGCCCACGAACCACCUGGACCUCAACGCUGUCAUCUGGCUCAAUAACUACCUCCAGGGCUGGCGGAAGACCUUGCUCAUCGUCUCCCACGACCAGGGCUUCCUGGAUGACGUCUGCACCGAUAUCAUCCACCUCGAUGCCCAGCGGCUCCAUUACUACAGGGGCAACUACAUGACCUUCAAGAAGAUGUACCAGCAGAAGCAGAAAGAACUACUGAAGCAGUAUGAGAAGCAGGAGAAAAAGCUAAAGGAACUAAAGGCGGGUGGCAAAUCCACAAAACAGGCGGAAAAACAAACGAAGGAAGCACUAACUAGAAAGCAGCAGAGAUGCCGACGAAAAAACCAAGAUGAAGAGUCACAGGAGGCCCCCGAACUCCUAAAGCGCCCCAAGGAGUAUACUGUGCGCUUCACUUUCCCCAACCCCCCGCCACUCAGCCCUCCUGUGCUGGGCCUGCAUGGUGUGACAUUUGGCUAUGAGGGGCAGAAAGCACUCUUUAAGAACCUGGAUUUUGGCAUCGACAUGGACUCAAGGAUCUGCAUCGUGGGCCCUAAUGGAGUGGGGAAGAGCACGCUGCUCCUGCUGCUGACGGGCAAGCUGACGCCGACUCGUGGGGAAAUGAGAAAGAACCACCGGCUGAAAAUCGGCUUCUUCAACCAGCAGUAUGCAGAGCAGCUGCGCAUGGAGGAGACGCCCACUGAGUACCUGCAGCGGGGCUUCAACCUGCCCUACCAGGACGCCCGGAAGUGCCUGGGUCGCUUUGGCCUUGAGAGUCACGCCCACACCAUCCAGAUAUGCAAACUCUCUGGUGGCCAGAAAGCCCGAGUUGUGUUUGCAGAGCUCGCAUGUCGGGAGCCCGAUGUCCUCAUCUUGGACGAGCCCACCAAUAAUCUGGACAUCGAGUCCAUUGAUGCCCUGGGGGAGGCCAUCAACGAAUACAAGGGCGCUGUGAUCGUUGUCAGCCAUGAUGCCCGGCUCAUCACAGAAACCAACUGCCAGCUCUGGGUGGUGGAGGAGCAGAGUGUCAGCCAGAUCGAUGGUGACUUCGAGGACUACAAGCGGGAGGUGUUGGAGGCCCUGGGUGAAGUCAUGGUCAACCGACCCCGAGAGUGAGCGUUCCUUCUGGAAGUCACUUGAAAGAUGAGCGUGUGUGGUCUCGACGUCCCUGUGUCUCCCUUUCUCCUCUCGGAAGCCUGGCCCUGGUCUGCAGAUGACCCAGCAACUGGACAUGUGAUGGCACAGCGUGGUCCUGAUGGGACCCGGAUUCCACUUUGCUUCCUUUUCUCUGCAAGAGUUGUGUUUUUGCUGCUUCAGACAACUGGGACUUAGCCUUACCCUUGACAUCCCUGUGUUCACACAGAGGCGAACUUCAUCAUUGUGGGGUUCCAUCUAGCCGCAUUUAUGUGGCUACUUGUCUUGAGACUCUCUUGUCACUCAGAAGCCCACCCCUGGUCCAUGCUGAAACUUCAGGCUCAGCUGCCCCAGUCUUCGAGGGUGCUGCCUUUCGGGUGGGCUUAAUGCUGGCUGGCUGAAACAGCUCCGGGCUGCAGGAGAGCUCUGAGGCCUGUGCCGUUAACCCAGGAUUAGUGCUGUUGUCUCGUGUCUGGUGGGGACUUGGGGCAGGAAGGUGUGCUGCUCAACUGAAUCUCCUCCACCGGGAAAUAAAGGAGUUGCUGCCACCCGUCACUCUGGAGAUCUGUGGAAGCUGGAAAAGUCUUGA
This is a messenger RNA of Condylura cristata (star-nosed mole), 3179 nucleotides long. It is a transcript of the gene ABCF1, whose product is annotated as ATP-binding cassette, sub-family F (GCN20), member 1. Lineage: Eukaryota; Metazoa; Chordata; Mammalia; Eulipotyphla; Talpidae. The record is from RefSeq and is a predicted model, not a curated record. Bases 53 to 2572 code for a protein of 839 amino acids. Gene Ontology annotation, molecular function: ATP binding; ATP hydrolysis activity. The transcript is spliced from 25 exons.